Molecule: messenger RNA, 1728 nt
Organism: Rangifer tarandus platyrhynchus (Svalbard reindeer)
Lineage: Eukaryota; Metazoa; Chordata; Mammalia; Artiodactyla; Cervidae
Source: the annotation of a GenBank genome assembly
AUGGACGUUGGGGAACUUCUGAGCUACCAGCCCAACAGGGGCACAAAACGUCCCCGGGAUGAUGAAGAGGAAGAGCUGAAGAUGCGUCGGAGACAAGCUGGUACUCGAGAGCGUGGCCGCUAUCGGGAGGAGGAGAUGACUGUGGUGGAAGAAGCAGAUGAUGACAAAAAACGGCUGCUUCAGAUUAUCGACAGAGAGGGUGAGGAAGAAGAAGAAGAGGAGGAACCAUUGGAUGAAAGCUCAGUGAAGAAAAUGAUCCUGACAUUUGAAAAAAGAUCAUACAAAAACCAAGAGUUGCGGAUCAAGUUUCCAGACAAUCCAGAGAAGUUUAUGGAAUCUGAGCUGGACCUCAAUGACAUCAUUCAGGAGAUGCACGUGGUGGCCACCAUGCCAGACCUGUACCACCUUCUGGUAGAGCUGAAUGCUGUUCAGUCUCUUCUCGGGCUGCUUGGACAUGAUAAUACAGAUAUCCUUUCAGAUCUGUCCUCAGUAGGAAGGCGGACUUGGUGGAGGACGGUGGUUGAUUUGCUUCAGGAAUUAACAGACAUAGACACCCUCCACGAAAGUGAAGAAGGCGCAGAAGUGCUCACUGAUGCUCUGGUGGACGGGCAGGUGGUCGCAUUGCUCGUGCAGAAUCUGGAGCGUCUGGACGAGUCUGUGAAGGAAGAGGCGGAUGGUGUCCACAACACUCUGGCUAUUGUGGAAAACAUGGCUGAGUUCCGGCCGGAGAUGUGCACAGAGGCCGCCCAGCAGGGUCUUCUGCAGUGGCUGCUGAAGAGGCUGAAGGCAAAGAUGCCCUUCGAUGCCAACAAACUGUAUUGUAGUGAAGUGCUGGCCAUAUUGCUCCAGGACAACGAUGAAAACAGGGAAUUGCUUGGGGAGCUGGAUGGAAUUGAUGUGCUUCUUCAGCAGUUAUCCGUGUUUAAAAGACACAAUCCUAGCACAGCCGAGGAGCAGGAGAUGAUGGAAAAUCUGUUUGAUUCCCUCUGUUCCUGCCUAAUGCUGAGUUCCAAUCGUGAGCGCUUCCUAAAGGGCGAGGGUCUUCAGCUGAUGAAUCUCAUGCUAAGAGAAAAGAAGAUCUCCCGGAGCAGUGCCCUGAAAGUGCUGGACCAUGCCAUGAUUGGACCCGAGGGCACAGACAACUGCCACAAGUUUGUUGACAUUCUUGGCUUACGAACCAUCUUUCCCCUUUUCAUGAAGUCUCCCAGGAAGAUCAAGAAAGUGGGGACCACUGAGAAAGAACAUGAAGAGCAUGUCUGUUCGAUCCUCGCUUCCCUCCUGCGGAACCUGAGAGGGCAGCAGCGGACCCGGCUUCUGAAUAAAUUCACUGAAAAUGACAGUGAGAAGGUUGACAGGCUGAUGGAAUUGCAUUUUAAGUAUCUGGAUGCAGUGCAGGUGGCCGACAAGAAGAUUGAAGGGGAAAAACACGACAUGGUCCGGCGUGGAGAGAUCAUAGACAACGACAUCGAGGAUGAGUUCUACCUCCGGCGCUUGGAUGCCGGGCUGUUUGUCCUCCAGCACAUCUGCUACAUCAUGGCAGAGAUCUGUAAUGCCAAUGUGCCCCAGAUUCGCCAGAGGGUUCACCAGAUCCUGAAUAUGCGUGGAAGCUCCAUCAAAAUCGUCAGGCACAUCAUCAAGGAGUACGCGGACAACAUCGGGGAUGGCCGGAGCCCCGAGUUCCGGGAGAGCGAGCAGAAGCGCAUCCUGGCCUUGCUGGAGAACUUCUAG